Molecule: messenger RNA, 2116 nt
Organism: Spinacia oleracea (spinach)
Lineage: Eukaryota; Viridiplantae; Streptophyta; Magnoliopsida; Caryophyllales; Amaranthaceae
Source: RefSeq, a predicted model, not a curated record
AGUUUUCAACUUACUAAUCACUCUAACAGCCAAAAUUGCAUCAAAACAAUCUCAAUCUCUCGCCUAAAAUUCUAAACUAGGAUUUUUUUUUUCUUUUUCCAUUUAAAUUUCUUCUGCUUAAAAACUUCCAUUUUUGGCAACCCAAUUACAUGGCUAAGCAUUUGAGUUUGAGCGCUUGUUCGUCUUUUUUAGCAGCAGUCAAAAUUAAGGAUGGAGGAACUUGUUUCUUGCCACCAUCUUCCAUUAUUAUGCCUCCAAAGCUCUGUUCCUCCAAAUGGGUGUCUCACAUUCUUUCAAGAUUCUGCCUGCCAGUGUUCCCAUUCUGAAUUUUCAAAUGGGCAUCCUUUAAAUGAUGUCUCUCUUCAAAAUGAUGUGGCUGUAAACCCAAUUGUUGCAAAAAGUAUUGAUCCGUCAGCAGAUCUUCAGUUGCUUCCCCUAUUGGAGUCCGUCAAAGAAGAGCCCACACUGAGCAUAAUUGUAGUUGGUGCCUCAGGAGAUCUUGCCAAAAAGAAGAUAUUUCCUGCCCUUUUUGCUCUCUUUUAUGAAAACUGUCUUCCUGAGAACUUCACAGUCUUUGGUUUUUCACGAACGGAAAUGAAUGAUGAAGAGCUGCGGACUAUGAUCAGUAAAACCUUAACCUGUAGAAUAGACCAGAGGGAAAACUGUGGUGAAAAAAUGGAUCAUUUUUUGCAAAGAUGCUUUUACCAUUCUGGUCAGUAUAAUUCUGAGGAUGACUUUUCAGGAUUGGACUGUAAGCUUAAAGAAAAAGAGGCUGGUAGACUGCCAAAUAGGCUAUUCUACCUUUCAAUACCACCAAACAUUUUUGUGGAUGUGGUGAGAUGUGUUAGCCAUCGAGCUUCUUCUGCAAGUGGAUGGACAAGGGUUAUAGUAGAAAAGCCUUUUGGACGUGACUCGGAUUCUUCUCGUGAGCUAACUAGAAGCUUCAAGCAGUACUUGAGUGAGGACCAGAUAUUCAGGAUUGACCAUUACUUGGGGAAGGAGUUGGUGGAGAAUUUAUCUGUUCUACGCUUUUCAAAUCUAGUUUUUGAACCUCUAUGGUCAAGGAACUACAUCCGAAAUGUCCAGCUGAUAUUCUCUGAAGAUUUUGGUACAGAGGGACGAGGGGGAUACUUUGAUAAUUAUGGAAUAAUCCGAGAUAUAAUGCAAAACCAUCUUCUUCAAAUUCUAGCCUUGUUUGCAAUGGAGACACCUGUUAGCUUAGAUGCUGAGGACAUUAGGAAUGAAAAGGUGAAAGUGCUUAGGUCAAUGAAACCACUUAAACUGCAAGAUGUGGUAGUGGGUCAGUACAAGGGUCACAGCAAAGGGAACAAAUCAUAUUCUGGUUACACAGAUGAUCCAACGGUGCCAAACAAUAGUGUGACUCCAACAUUUGCAGCUGCAGCGUUGUUCAUCGACAAUGCUCGAUGGGAUGGAGUUCCUUUCCUGAUGAAAGCUGGAAAAGCUCUUCAUACGAAGAGAGCUGAAAUCCGAGUGCAGUUUAGACAUGUUCCUGGAAACUUGUACAAGAAAACUUUUGGGACGGAUUUGGACAAAGCUACGAAUGAGCUUGUACUACGGGUACAACCUGAUGAAGCAAUAUACUUGAAGAUCAAUAACAAGGUUCCUGGCCUUGGGAUGAGAUUGGACCGUACUGACCUUAAUUUGUGUUACAGUACUAGGUACCGGGGAGAAAUACCUGACGCGUAUGAGAGGCUACUUCUGGACGCAAUAGAAGGAGAGCGUAGAUUGUUCAUCAGAAGUGAUGAACUGGAUGCGGCUUGGUCAUUGUUCACGCCGUUGUUAAAGGAACUAGAGGAGAAAAAGGUAGCACCAGAGCUGUACCCUUACGGUAGCAGGGGACCAGUCGGAGCUCAUUAUCUUGCUGCCAAGCACAAUGUCCGGUGGGGGGAUCUUAGUGGUGAAGACUCGUGAGGGCUUUGUUGAUACUGAUUCACAUAUACACUUUCAAGAUCACUUCCAUGUAUGAUUUGUAUUGUGAAAAUCCAAGGUAUAUAUAUUUUUCAUGUACAACAACCUCCUACUAAAGCAAUGUUGAUGCUUCUGCAAUUCACACUGUAGAUCUUUUUUAAUAUAAAUUUUACAGAAAAUUCAUGUC